UUUUGGUAGUCCCCGAAUGCCGAGCCGCCUGGGACGGCACGUCUGUCAUGCAGCCUGCUCGGUAGAGUUCGCCUCGAAUCCUACGCAGGUCAAGCAGAAACAAAUUCUCCUGAAUAUCAACUGGGAUAUCGAAUACCGAGAAGCUGGUAAAGACGUACGGAAACGUGCUGAUGAUACCCAGGAUUCGAGCAUGGCCUAGCCAUGCCUGCCUUUCUUCUGCUUUUUCACCAUCAUCGUAUUCUAUAUGUAUCAAUGAUCAUUGAACCAAGAUCGACAGCUCGUCAUAUUUGUGGCUCACCUUCUUGGAUAUUUUCUAGUACUCAACAUGCGAUGGAACGAGGUGCUCAUCAUAGGGCUCACAGCAUUGAGUAGCGUUGUGCAUACAACUCUAGCACAAGAUGUCCUGAGUAUGCUACCACCAUGUGCAGCAACAUGCUUUCAGAAUAUUGUCACUGCCCAAAUGGCAUGCGCACCCACUGAUGUGCAAUGUAUCUGUGACAGUGUAUCCAUAAACGCGGCCAUCCAGACCUGCGUGGGUGGGACAUGCUCAGUCAAAGAGUCUCUCACUGCUGUCAACGUCACUUCCACCAUGUGCGAGAGGCCUGUUCGCGACCGAUCGAACGUCAUAUUCUUGACGGGUAUCACAGCGGGUUCCGUUGCGCUCGCCGCCGUCACCGUUCGCACGUGGUCCGCAAUCAGUCAGAACUCGUUCGGGCUAGAUGAUGUCUUUGCGAUAGCAGCCGAAGCAGCUUGUCUCCCUGUCACGGUGAUACAAUGUUACACGCCAAAGCUCGGUUUCGGAAAAGAUACUUGGGUAGUUCCUCAUAGCGACAUCUACAAAGUUUUGAGGCUGACCUACGGCUCCCAAAUAUCCUACUUCCUCUGCUGUGGACUCACCAAGCUCGCGUUCCUGUUCUUCUUCCUUCGCAUCUUUCCCUCGGAGACGACCCGCAAAUGGAUCUGGGUGUUCAUCGUCAUAUCAGUGCUCUGGACCAUCGCAUUCGCAUUCACAAUGACGUUUGCGUGUAGGCCCAUUUCUGCAGUAUGGACUUCUUGGGACGGAACGAGCACGCCGGACUACUGUAUCAACCAAAACCUGUUUUACCUGGUAGCAGCGGCGUUCAACAUUGGUCUGGACGUCGCGAUAGUCCUUAUACCAAUCCCGAACCUGAUGACGCUGAAACUCAGCUCGCGUAAGAAGGUCUUCCUCAGCGCAAUCUUUGGCGUUGGUGGCAUUACCAUCGUAGUGUCCUGCAUCCGCCUCAGCGCCGUCGCCAAAUACGCCACCUCAACGAACCCCAUGUACGACAACCUCAUGUCCGGCGUCUACUCCAUCCUCGAGAUCAACGUCGGCAUAAUUUGCGUAUCCAUGCCAGCCUUUCGAAGAUUCCUCGCUCAGCUGGUACCCAAGUGCUUUGGCACGACGCAGAACAACUCCGACCCAAACGAAGAUGACGACACACCUAAUCGGCCAUCGAAAAAGAGAGGCAAGCCAAGCAGAAGCAUGCUGGAUGCAAGCUUGUUCAACACUACGAUGGCGAGGACGGUAGACGAGACGCUAGAGAGUAUAGGAAAGGCAGACGACGAAGUACACCUCGUAGAGCUGCGAAGAAGUGGAUCAAAAACUUCGACGCAGAAUAUGGAUGGAAGUAUGCGAGGGCACGACGAGGAGAAAAUACCUCCUAGCUACCACGCUUCAUGAGAUUACGAACUAUGCUAUCACACAGCUUACGAUGACUAUACCCAUUGCUUAACUUUAGCGUUGUAUCCAAUUCUCUUUUAGGGCUCUCAGGUUUCAUACUCGUCUCCUAAGCUUCCCAAUUACACAUGCUCCUCACUACAUCUCUCUAUUAUCCCUCUAGAUAUCUCUCGCAUAAGCAAAAACAAAAACAUACAACAGCGAUUAUUCGCUUGUGGUCACCCACCAAACUACUAGUUCGCCGGUCAAAGG
Molecule: messenger RNA, 1951 nt
Organism: Alternaria rosae
Lineage: Eukaryota; Fungi; Ascomycota; Dothideomycetes; Pleosporales; Pleosporaceae
Exons: 5
Coding region: 326-1702 (458 amino acids)
Source: RefSeq, a predicted model, not a curated record